AUGUCAGCAGAUCAUACGAGAGAUCCAUGUCCAAUAGUGAUAUUGAAUGAUUUUGGAGGUGCUUUUGCAAUGGGAGUAAUUGGUGGUUGUGUAUGGCACGGUAUAAAAGGUUUUAGAAAUUCACCUCAUGGUGAAAGAGCAUAUGGAGCUUUAUCAGCUAUAAAAGCAAGAGCACCAGUAGUUGGAGGUAAUUUUGGUGUUUGGGGUGGAUUAUUUUCUACAUUCGAUUGUACUGUUAAAGCAGUUAGAAAAAGAGAAGAUGCUUGGAAUGCAGUAAUUGCUGGUUUUUUUACUGGUGGUGCAUUAGCUAUAAGAGGUGGAUGGAAACAUACUAGAAAUUCAGCUAUAACUUGUGCUUGUUUGUUGGGUGUUUUUGAAGGUGUGGGUAUGAUGAUGCAAAGAUUACAAGCUCAACCAACUAUGGCUCCAGUUUAUCCUGAAGAGCCAGCUAAAUUGGCAGCUUAA
Lodderomyces pseudojiufengensis is the source of this 465-nucleotide messenger RNA. RefSeq names its product protein transporter (gene TIM17). Bases 1 to 465 code for a protein of 154 amino acids. Gene Ontology annotation, molecular function: transmembrane protein transporter activity. The record is from RefSeq and is a predicted model, not a curated record. Gene Ontology annotation, cellular component: mitochondrial inner membrane; TIM23 mitochondrial import inner membrane translocase complex. The transcript has a single exon. Lineage: Eukaryota; Fungi; Ascomycota; Pichiomycetes; Serinales; Debaryomycetaceae. Gene Ontology annotation, biological process: protein import into mitochondrial matrix.